GCCUCCUGUUUUAGAUCCGCCAUUAAUAGCCUCCAUUAUCGCUGAACCUUAGCUUGGAGAGCACGCGAGCUCCGAUCGCCAAUGGCGGCGGGGGGCGGUGGCGGGAUGACGUGGCAGGAGGAGCUGGCGAGCUUGGUGGAGGAGACGGGGGUCCGGUACCCCGCCGCCGCCGCGGCGGAGGAUGACGAGCCGAGAGAUCUCAGAAAGAGGAUCGUUGGUGAUGGGUCUGAGGAUGGGGUAAUGGCGGAGGAGAGCUUUAAGGAUCAGGUCAAGGGAUUUCUCAAGGCCACUGGAGAGAUGAUGCAUGAGCUGGGAAAGGGGUGUAGAGAUAUAGUUGAACAGAGUCUUGUUGGGGUAGAGGAUUCGUAUGUGGCGAGGAAGCUUAGAGGGCCGUGUGAAAUGGUGGCGGUUCGGUUGAGUUUCUUGAAUGAGUUCUUGCCUGAGGACCGUGAUCCGAUGCGGUGCUGGAUGGUCGUCGUCCUUGUUCUUCUCCUCUCGCUCUCUGCUAUGAAUGUAAAUACUGGAAGUCAAAAUUUAGUCACCAACCAAAAACAACUGUACAUACAUCCUCCCAGUGCUGCUCGUAUUCAGCUACCAGAUGGGAGAUACAUGGCGUACCAUGAACAAGGUGUUCCGGCUGAAACAGCUAGGUUUUCCUUGAUCGCACCACAUUCUUUCCUUUCAUCUCGAUUGGCAGGAAUUCCUGGGAUCAAAGCAUCUUUGUUGGAGGAAUUUAGGGUCCGUUUGAUAACCUAUGAUCUUCCUGGGUUUGGUGAAAGUGAUCCUCACCCUGGUAGGAACCUUAACACGUCUGCAAUGGAUAUGUUGUCCUUAGCAAAUGCUGUUGGGGUUCAGGAGAAGUUCUGGGUGUUGGGAUAUUCAGCUGGAGGAAUUCAUGCAUGGGCUGCUCUUCGAUAUAUUCCUCAUAAAAUUGCAGGUGCAGCCAUGUUUGCUCCAAUGGGAAAUCCAUAUGAAUCUGAAAUGACUAGGGAAGAAAGAUAUAAAACAUGGGAGAAGUGGACAACCAAAAGGAAAUUGAUGUAUAUCUUAGCAAGGAGGUUUCCUUCUUUUCUUCCCUACUUUUAUCGAAGAAGUUUUCUAUCUGGGAUGCAUGGUCAGCCUGAGAAGUGGCUAUCAUUGUCACUAGGAAAAAAGGACAAAGCUCUGAUAGAAAACCAGAUUUUCAGAGAAUUCUGGGAGAGGGAUGUGGAGGAAUCUGUCAGACAGAGAGACACAAAACCAUUUGUGGAGGAAGCUGUAUUGCAGGUCUCAAGAUGGGGUUUCAGUUUAGCUGAUCUUCAGGUGCAGAAGCAUGAUGGAAAGGGCUUUGUUUCAUGGCUCAAAUCUCUAUUCAAUCCAACUGAACGUGAAUGGGCAGGCUUCCAAGGCCCUAUACACAUUUGGCAGGGAACGGAUGAUCGGGUGGUGCCACAAUCAAUGACUGAAUUCGUAAGGAAGGUUGUCCCUGGCGCCACCAUGCAUAGGCUGCUUGGAGAAGGGCACUUCUCCUACUUCUGUUUCUGCGAUGAAUGCCAUCGGCAAAUAUUCUCCACCCUUUUUGGCAUUCCCGAAGGUCCUCUCAGCACGGCCUUCAAUGACGACGAGAACAUUGAGGAUGCCGAGGAUAUUGAAACACCAUCUGAACAGAAUUGUGAAGAAAUAUCAGAUAAUCAUACUGAGCAGAAUGAAUUGUCCUGAC
Molecule: messenger RNA, 1699 nt
Organism: Dioscorea cayenensis subsp. rotundata (Guinea yam)
Lineage: Eukaryota; Viridiplantae; Streptophyta; Magnoliopsida; Dioscoreales; Dioscoreaceae
Source: RefSeq, a predicted model, not a curated record